AUGAGUAGAUAUUGUGGCCACUCUUUGAUAAAGUCAAGACAAGACUCAUUGACCUCUCAACGACUUGACUUCCAUUCUCUCUCUGUAUUCUACAAUCAUAAUAACAAUAAUAACUUCUCUUCUCACACCUUCUCAUCUCCUUCUACUACUGCUAGUCAUGAAACUCCCCAUUCUACUUUAGAACCUUCAUCCAUCAAUUCCGCAAAAGCUCAUCAUUCAAACAAACCCACAACAACUGCAACCACAGCAACCACAAUUGAUGAAAACACAGAAAAAUUCUCUCUUCUGGGCAAAAUCAAACGUUUCAUCAAGACGUACGGUUUCAUGGGUUUAUUUCUCUACUUUUUCAUGUACUUUUCCACCUUGGGUUUCUUGUUUGUUAUUUUACAUCAAAACAUUUUACCCACUCGACAAGUGUUGGAAUUUCUGAGUGAGAAUGGUUUUCGUUCCUUCAUUGGAGACUCAGAAAAGUUGGAAACCUCUCAAAAGUAUGCGAACUUUGUGUUGGCUUAUAUUGUGAAUCGAUUGUUAGAACCUAUUCGAUUGGUCAUGACUUAUCGUUGGACUCCAAAAGUGUCAUAA
Molecule: messenger RNA, 582 nt
Organism: Naegleria fowleri
Lineage: Eukaryota; Heterolobosea; Eutetramitea; Acrasida; Naegleriidae
Exons: 1
Coding region: 1-582 (193 amino acids)
Cellular component (GO): mitochondrion
Source: RefSeq, a predicted model, not a curated record